Xyrauchen texanus (razorback sucker) is the source of this 3653-nucleotide messenger RNA. RefSeq names its product RNA-binding protein 12-like. Gene Ontology annotation, biological process: regulation of RNA splicing. Gene Ontology annotation, cellular component: ribonucleoprotein complex; nucleoplasm. Lineage: Eukaryota; Metazoa; Chordata; Actinopteri; Cypriniformes; Catostomidae. Gene Ontology annotation, molecular function: RNA binding. The transcript has 3 exons. The record is from RefSeq and is a predicted model, not a curated record. The coding region runs from base 217 to 2808 and encodes 863 amino acids.
GCAGCAGAGCAGACGUUCAAGAGAAAGAGGUGGGACAAGACAACUGAAGGGCCUCGUCUUAUAUAUAUAUAUGUAUAUAUAUAUGUAAAGAUCUGUUUAGACAAAUAAUUUCGUCGAGAAUUGAUUUUAAAUGAUUGCUGUCAGGAGUGGCUUGGGUAUCCUGUGAAACUUGUAACGAACCAGCACUUUUGAUACAGGUGUUUGUUACACCUCAGCAUGGCUGUGGUCAUCCGUUUGCAGGGUCUCCCCAUUGUGGCUGGGACCAUGGACAUACGCCAUUUCUUCUCUGGAUUGACCAUCCCGGAUGGUGGUGUGCAUAUUGUAGGGGGUGAGCACGGUGAGGCUUUUAUCGUGUUCGCCACAGAUGAAGAUGCAAGGCUUGGAAUGAUGCGCGCAGGGGGGUCAAUCAAGAAUUCUAAAGUGUCUCUAUUACUAAGUAGCAAAACCGAAAUGCAAAACAUGAUUGAACUGAGCCGAAGGCGUUUUGAAACUGGAAGUGCAGAGGCCAGCACAGGAAAUGGCGGUAGGCCAGGUCCACCGGUCAGCACUGGUGGAAGUGGAAGGGGUAAUUUGCAGACCACUGCACAAGGUUUCAGUAAUACAACUUUAACCACUGUCACCACAGCGGCCGCACAUGAGCCUGUGAGCAACAAGACUGUCCCUACAUUUGUAACCACUACCAUGGGCAACAUGCCCCCAAACUUUACCAAUUUCAGCAGCCCAAGUCUUAGCUUAGGAUCUACCAUGACCACUGCUAUGUCGUCUUUGAACUCUGUACCUCCCCCUAUGCCUCCCUUGCCCACCAUGCCAUCUCUUCCACCAAUGCCCCCCAUACCAGUACCACCUCCUGUGUCCACAAUGCCUCCAGUACCAGCUGUUAAUCCUCUAACAUCAGUGCCUCAGGUCCCUCCCAUUGCACACAUGACACACAUGUCCGCACUUCCACCAUUUAACCCAGGUGUCCCUCCACCACUUGGCCCUGUGGCUGGUGGUUUAGCUGCCUCCGGUCCGCUGUCUCUCGGAACUCAAAAUCCAAUGUUCCUGAAUCCCAUGAACCCUCUGAACCCCCUCAACCUCCAACAUCACUUGAAAUCAGCAAUGACAAACCCAGAUGAGUUAUACAUUCAUGUGCAUGGCCUUCCUUUUUCAGUCAGUGACGGUGAAGUGAGAGAUUUUUUUCAAGGACUAGGCGUUGAGUCAGUUCGGUUACUCAAAGACAAUCUGGGUAGAAAUAAUGGUAGGGCAUUUGUAAAGUUCUUCUCACCUCAAGAAUCUUUUGAAGCCCUGAAAAGAAAUGCAGGAAUGAUGGGCCAUAGAUUUGUUGAAAUUUCUCCAGCUACUGAGAGACAGUGGCGAGAAAGCGUAAGCACAGGUCAUGCAGAACAGAAUCGACAUCAUCGCGGAAGCAUAAACUCACCGCCUCCCUCUGGUCGUGAGAGAGAUAGGUCCCGAUCCCCCCACAAACAUGAAUUCUGUGUGUAUUUGAAAGGACUUCCAUAUGAAGCAGAGAACAAGCAAAUAUUUGAGUUUUUCAAAAAUCUUGACAUUGUUGAAGACAGCAUUUAUAUUGCGUAUGGAACCAAUGGUAGGGCCACUGGUGAGGGAUUUGUCGAGUUCAGAACUGAAACCGACUACAAAACUGCCCUUGGAUGCCACAUGCAGUACAUGGGUAAUCGAUUCAUACAGGUGCACCCCAUCACAAAGAAAAAUAUGUACGACAAGAUAGAUUCAAUUCGCAAACGAAUGCAAGGUACCCAGGGUGAGCAAAAGAAUAACUUUGGAGAAGGAGGGAAAAGUACAAAGAACUGUGCUCACAUAACCAAUAUUCCGUAUAAUGUGUCUAAAAAAGAUGUCCGUUUGUUUCUUGAUGGGAUUCAGCUGUUUGAGGAAAGUGUUAAGGUGCUAGUUGACGGAAAUGGUAAUGGUCUUGGUCAGGCUAUUGUGCAGUUUAUGUCUGAGGAGGAUGCACUUAAAGCAGAGCGACUACAUAGGCAGAAAUUAAAUGGCAGGGAUGCCUUUGUGCAUUUGGUAACAUUUGAACAGAUGAAGGAGGUUGAGAGAAAUCCUCCUCCACAGGCAAGGCGUGGACAGAAAUUCCAAGGAAAUUCCCAUGCCCAUGCAUAUGCACAGGUCCAGCCCCAAGUUCCACAAGCACCACAUGCUUUUCCAGGAUUGACAGGAGACGAGUUUAGUUUUCUCAGAAAUGCUGUAACCCUUGGCAAUGCCCCUCCAUUUGUCAACCCUUUUUCUGCCCCAGGUAAUGGACUAGCAGGUCCACCACCUUUGCCGCCACUUGGUGCAGCCUUAGCGGAUAUCACACGUACUGUUCCCCCACCGAUGGUUGGCGGGCCAUUACCAGGUCCCGUUCUAGAGCACCCUGGUUUCAGACCUGGUGGCAACAGUGCACCUUCUGGUUUUGUUGGGGCACCAGAGGCCUUAAGAGGCAUAACACCUUUUGAUAAUGGAUCUUCCCGGAUAGAAUCUGGCCAAAAUCGUGGAGGGAGCCAAGGUCAGAGACCUGCUAAUGAAAAUAUUAGAGGACCAUCCAGUGGUGGUCCAGGUAAUCCACGGCCCAUCAUUGUUAAAAUUCAAAACAUGCCCUUUACUGUUACAGUUGAUGAGAUAAUUGAUUUCUUCUAUGGAUAUCAAGUGUUGCAGGGUUCUGUGUGUUUGCAAUUCAAUGAUAAAGGUUUGCCCACUGGGGAAGCAAUGGUUGCAUUUGACUCCCACGAUGAAGCUAUGGCUGCUGUGAUGGACUUGAAUGAUAGGCCCAUUGGGGCGAGGAAAGUUAAGGUCAUUUUGGGAUAAAAAGUUAUUUGUCACUGCAAAUGUGUCUUUUGAAAUAGUACCUAAUCGGGUUGUUUUUUCCACAGAAGAAACUGACAAGUAUUAGAUCUUUUUUUUUUUCCCCCUCUUGGCACACAACAUUUAAAUUGAACGGUGUAUCCAAGAUUGCAGAAGUUACAUGAGGUAUGACACAAUUGAGGAAAGACAAUACUACUACUAAAUUCUUCUAAAGAGCUUCGUGAUAAAGACUACAGGCUUAUGUGUUCGUUCAUGUUGGAAGUUCUGAAAAGGGGGCAUCUUAAUAGUGGCUUAAGUAGAUGCUAAUAGCUAUGCUGAAGCAGGUUAUUUGCAAGUAUUCUUAUCACUUUCAGAAUUAUUCAUUGUUUUGUAUCUCUGCUCAAGUUUGAACAUUUUACAUAUAUGGUCUGUGUUGCCACAUGAAUUUCCUUUCGACAUAAACCAAGUGCUGCCGUAUGUUGUGGGCUUAUGUCUACACUUCAGUUCAUAUAUUUGCUACCUGCUCCAAGUUUUUUGUCAAUAAAAUGCAAAUGUCUGUGUCUUUCUCAAUAUCUGUUGCUGUCAUUGCUUGUGGAUUGCUUUAACUUCCUGAGAAGUUCCAAUACUAAGUCAUAUCAGUACUUCACUGUAAAUGCUAUGCGGUUUGUGAAGAAAAUGCAGCAUUGUAAUGUUUUGUACAUGACUAUUUUACUUUCUUGGCUCUUCACAAUGUUUGCAGUGGUGCUUAAUAAUGGCUAUCUUUUUCUUUUUUUGAUGAUCAGUUAUUAGUUUGUUUUGACGUUACAGCGCUUUUACAUCUGUAAAUACUUUCCAGCUGAUCUAUUUUGUCAAUAAAAUGACAUUCCUGA